Messenger RNA from Ascoidea rubescens DSM 1968, 2800 nucleotides. RefSeq names its product choline/carnitine O-acyltransferase. Gene Ontology annotation, biological process: carnitine metabolic process. Gene Ontology annotation, molecular function: carnitine O-acetyltransferase activity. The record is from RefSeq and is a predicted model, not a curated record. Lineage: Eukaryota; Fungi; Ascomycota; Saccharomycetes; Ascoideales; Ascoideaceae. Gene Ontology annotation, cellular component: cytosol. The coding region runs from base 227 to 2650 and encodes 807 amino acids. The transcript has a single exon.
UACUUCACUGACCUCCUGGAUUAUACUUUGGGGGUUUUCCAGCAUCAUCAAAAUAUAAAAGAAACACUUUGUCUUGAUUUCCUUUCUUCUGCUGUUCUUCUGCUAGCAAUUACACUCCAUUUUCUCAGCUACCAACUACUUACCGCUUUCUGUCUCUUUUCAACCACUAACCACCUAUUAUUGGCUCCCACCAACUUGUCACACAUCUAUUGUUUACUGUUUUACAAUGACAGCUUCUAUCCCUGAACGUGUCCUUCCAAAGCUCACCAUUCCACCCUUGGAACACUCGAUCGAGGCUUUUUUAAGUGCUUUAAAACCUUUGCAAUCCCCAGAAAACUAUCUUUCCUCAGUUGAAACCUUAUCCAAUUUUAAAGAAAACGAAAUCAUCAACAUUUUGCAACAACACUUGGAGAAAUAUUCUUCUGACCUAAACACCAAAAACUACUUGGAUUUAUUCAGUAACGUUAGAAAUCAUAAUGCCACAAACAUUUACUCUGAAUAUAGGGGAAAGAUUUUACCAAGAAACCCUUACUUUAUUCUUGAAGCCGAUCCUAAAUCUAAAUUCUCAAUUUUCCCUCCAACCCAAACUGAAAGAGCCUCUGUUCUUGUUUCAAGUGCUCUAAAAUUUAUCGUCUCCCUAAGAAAGGGCAAAAUUCCAAAUGACGUGACUCCCAAAUCAGGUAACCCACUAUCAACAAGAUCUUACUACAACUUGUUUGGUACAACAAGAUUCCCUUCAAACCGUGGUCAUGGUAUCAACAUCAAACAAGAUCAAAAGUCAAAACAUCUAGUCAUCUUGUCAAACACCCAGUUUUGGAUCUUGCAAGUGUUAGAUGAUGACAAUAACAUCAUCUUCAAGGAAAACGAAUUGGAAAUCUUUUUUCAAAAAAUUGUCUACGAUGCUCAAAAUUUUAACACUUUGGAUCCUACAAAGGUAGCUAUUGCCUCAAUUUCUUCAACCAACAGAACCUCUUGGGCAAGUGCAAGACGUUUAUUAAACAACAAUGAGACAAACUCAAAAAAUCUAAACUCAAUCGACACCGCUCUAUUCGUCCUCAACUUGGACAUGGAUGAAUCCUAUCUAAAAGACGAUAACUUUCCUUCUUCAAUUGCUCAUGGCUAUUCAAAAAUCUCUCAAGGCUUCCAAGUCGGCUCUGGCAUCUCAAGAUGGUAUGACAAACUACAGAUCAUCGUUGCUAAAAACUCAAAGACUUGUGUAAUGUGGGAACCAACUUCUUGUGAUGGCACAACCGUCUUACGUUUUGUCUCCGACAUUUAUACUGACACGAUCUUAAGAUUAGCAAUAAAAAUUAACAACAACUCAAGAUUCUCCCUAUGGUUAGACGACAUCAAAUACGUCUCGAACGACUACAAAAAACCUGGCCUACUAAAAUUAAAAUGGGAUUCCUCUGAUAUCCAAUUAUUAAAGGAAAUCCACUUGUCUGAAACAAGAUUGGGCGACAUGUUGUGUCGUUAUGAACACAAGUAUAAAAAUUUUACAAAACACGUUGGAAACAAUUUAUUUACCCAAAAAUAUAACCUAAACCCUGACUCUCUUGUUCAAUUGGCUAUCCAAAUCGCCUUUUACGCUCUCUACGGUAAAACUCCCUCAACUUUUGAAUCUGUUUCAACAAGGAGAUUCGAAAAUGGUAGAUCCGAAAUGUGCUCAAUUCAAAAUGACUUGAUCCUAAACAUCUCUCAAAAUUUUAUCAGUAACGUUUCCACGAUCCAAAGAUGGUCCUUAAUUCAAAAGGGUAUUGAAGAAAUUAAUAGACUAAAGUCAGCUUCCAUGCAUGGUAGAGGCUUUGAAAAACACUUUAAAGCUCUAAAAUUGGCCUACAUUAUGAGAAAUUAUAUAAAUGAUUUACACAAAGAUGUUUCUAAUUUACCUCAAAUUCCAGAAAUCGAAAAUUUAAAGGACAUUGAACAAAAAAUCCCCCUCUUAUUUAACGAAAAGGGUUUAUACGAAUUAAUCUUUGAACCAGAAAUCUUAGCUGUCAAUUGUGGUAAUCCUUCUCUAAAAUUCUUUUCCGUCACUCCUGCCCAUCCAAAUGGUUUCGGUAUUGGUUAUAUUAUAAAAGAAGAUUUAAUCUCUCUAACCAUCUGCUCCCAAUUUAGACAAAAUGAAAGAUUCAUUCAUACUUUACAAUGGGUAUUUAAUGAAAUCUAUUUCUUGUGGAAAAAUGUUGGAAAAUUAAAGAAUCACGCCUCUUUAGUAUCCGCCGAAGAAAUGCUCAGAACUAUCUCAAUGGCCACCGGUGACUCAAAUAAUGAUUCAACUUUUUCAAUGAACAGAUCUGAAAGUUUAGCUGUCAAUAAUGACCCUGAAUAUAGUCUUGGUGGUUAUGGUUUCUUUGAUGUUGAUGAUUUGCAAUUUAGAAAUCAAAGCACAGAGGCUUCAACCAAAAUAUCAAGAAAUGCAAGUUACGCCCAAAAUUUGACUUCUUUGCAAAACUCAAAUCAUUUUAAUCAUUUAAGAAAACAAUUACACAGCCGUUUGAGUGAUGGUUUUGAAAACAGAUUAAGCGGUCUUAAUCAAAAUGACUUUUCGGAAAAUGAACCUGUUGGUGAAUUGCAAACUAAACAAUUUGUUCUUGAUAAACAACUCAAAUUAUCAAUUGGUAAUUCAAUUGCUCUAAGAGAAGAUUAAGCCGAAAAUAUAUUAUAAUUAAUUGAUUAGCCUGGAGGGUUUCUGUUUCUUUAUUUCCUUUUUUACAAUAUAUACUUAUAUACACGUACACGAAAUUUUAAUAAUAUUCAUUUCAACUAUCCAACUAUCACAAUAUAUUUUAUAUCUCCA